Eurytemora carolleeae is the source of this 639-nucleotide messenger RNA. RefSeq lists its product as uncharacterized. The transcript has a single exon. Gene Ontology annotation, molecular function: DNA binding. The record is from RefSeq and is a predicted model, not a curated record. The coding region runs from base 1 to 639 and encodes 212 amino acids. Gene Ontology annotation, biological process: DNA recombination; DNA integration. Lineage: Eukaryota; Metazoa; Arthropoda; Copepoda; Calanoida; Temoridae.
AUGAUGAAACUUUUCAAACAAGAAAUCCAAGACAGUUCGGAUUGCAGAGAAAGGAAAAGGUUAGUUUGGGCCAUCGCAGCUUUACUCUUCAUGGGUGCAUUCAGAAUACACGAGCUGCUCGCGAGAACAGAGAAUGUUUUCGACCCCAACUUUACCCUGCUCACGAGAGACCUGCAGGUAAAAACUGUCAAGAUAAACAACGAAACAAUCAAGAUCAUACAAGUUAAACUCAAGUCUCCUAAAACAGACAGAAUAGGGGUGGACACCAUUGUAGAUGUUUACGAAUCCUCCGGUCCCCUGUGCCCAGUGAAAGCACUGCUGAAAUGGCAAGCGGUAGCUUCACACAGAACCAACAAUUCACCAGCGUUCCGAGACGAGCAAGGGAAACCUCUUACUGGAGCUAGAUUUAACAAAUACCUGAAAACCUACUUGGGGAAAUACCUAGAUCAAAAAGUCGGGAAAAUAACUUCCCAUUCCUUUCGGGCCGGCAUGGCUUCUUUACUAGGCACCCUGGGUUUCACUGACGAGGAAAUCCAAGCAGUGGGCCGCUGGAGCAGCAGAGCUUUUAUGAACUAUAUCAAAUUGCCAAGAACCCACAGGCUAACCAUGGCGAGAAAGAUCGGAAAGCUAAGUCUCUAG